GGGAGCUUUAUGUUUCAUAAACUCAGACCUGUCGAUCAGCUGCGACAUCUGCUUGUUAGCAAUAUAGGUGGAGAUGGAGAAGAGAUUGAAAGGUUUUUCAAAUUGCAUCAGGAGGAUCAGGCCUGUGCCACUUGCCUUAUCUUGGCCUGUUCCAAUGCUGCAUGUGAUAGAGAAGUAUCUGCAUGGGCUACUCGAGCAUUCUUCAGGUAUGGUGGAGAAGCACAAAUGAGAUUUCCAUCGGCUCUGCCUCCUCCAAGCAAUGUUGAACCCAUUUUGGGUUCUCCUGUUCCUGCCAUGACAGGUCAGGGUGGGAGAUGGCACCAUUCUUCUGCUACUGUUUCCUCCAUUUGCUCAAAGGGUUCCGCCUUGACUGCUGAUAGUCCAUACCCUAGUCUUAGCUUUUUGACAAGUGGGCAUGGUUUACAACCUCCUAGUAUUUCAAGUCCCAUGUUUCCUUCUGGGAAUUCCAUGUCUCACCCUGGUACAUCCAUUAGUGGAAUGAUGGGUCCUGAGAUAGUAUUUUCUGGAAGACACAAUGGCAUCUGCAUAUACUUUGCUCGGAUUAUAGGAAAUAUUUGGGAUGGCAGUAUAGUUGUGGAGAGAGUUUUCAAAAGUGGCAAUCGAGAAGUUGUUGCAGUAGAAAGCAGUGUUCCAUCCCAUGUGCUGGAAUGUGUACUCCAAGAACUAAAAGGUUUACAAGAAUUUCUGGAUAGAAAUUCACAGUUUGCUACAGUGGGAGCCCUUGGAAACCCAAGUUUUAGCACACCAGCCAAUCUACAACAGAGGCUUCUGGGUUUCAUGCGGCCAGAUGGUGGCAGUUCACAACAAGUCCAGCAAGAACUUCAAAGGAAAUAUCAUGCUGAGGCACAGCUAACUGAGAAGACAUCACUUCAAGGCAUCCAGCAGCUUGUUCGCAAAACCUGCCAGGCAUUGGCUUUGUGGAAGUUGCUGUGUGAGCACCAAUUCAGUGUUGUUGUGGGUGAGCUUCAGAAGGAACUUCAAGAACAUCUAAAGAUUACUGCUUUCAAAGACUUGGUAAUUAGAGACAGAGAGUUAACUGGAGCACUCAUUGCUUCUCUCAUAAACUGUUACAUCAGAGACAAUGCUGCUGUGGAUGGCAUCAUUGCCCAUUUGCAAGAUAUCUGUCCUCUUCUUUAUAGUACUGAUGAUGCUGUGUGUUCCAAGGCAAAUGAACUGCUUCAGCGGUCUCGACAGGCUCAAAGCAAACUGGAAAAAGAGAAGAUGCUAAGAGAGUCACUGAAAGAGUACCAGAAGAUCAGCAAUCAAGUAGACCUUGCUAAUGUUUGUGCACAAUAUAGGCAAGUGCGUUUCUAUGAGGGAGUAGUAGAACUCUCUCUUACAGCUGCUGAGAAGAAAGAUCCCCAAGGUCUUGGCCUCCAUUUCUACAAAAAUGGAGAACCAGAAGAGGAUGUUGUUGGACUCCAAGCUUUUCAAGAGAGAUUGAACAGUUACAAGUGUAUCACUGACACCCUUCAGGAGUUAGUGAAUCAAAGUAAAGCUGCUCCUCAGUCUCCCAGCGUACCCAAAAAGCCAGGUCCUCCAGUGCUGUCAUCUGACCCCAACAUGCUGAGCAAUGAAGAAGCAGGGCACCAUUUUGAGCAAAUGCUAAAACUGGCUCAGCGUUCAACAGAUGAACUCUUCAGUAUUGCACUUUACAACUGGUUGAUACAAGUUGACUUGGCAGACAAACUGUUGCAGGUUACUGCCCCCUUUUUGGAACCCUACCUUGUGCGGAUGACCAAGAUUGACCAAAACAAAGUCCGUUACAUGGAUUUACUGUGGAGAUACUUUGAAAAGAACAGAAAUUUUAGUAAUGCAGCCAGAGUCUUGGCUAAGUUAGCUGACCUGCAUAGCACAGAAAUUUCUCUUCAGCAACGAAUUGAGUACAUUGCACGUGCAAUUUUGAGUGCCAAAAGUUCCACUGCGAUAUCUUCUAUAGCUGCAGAUGGUGAAUUCCUACAUGAACUAGAAGAGAAAAUGGAAGUUGCAGGGAUCCAGCUUCAAAUACAAGAAACAUUACAACAGCAGUAUUCCCAUCAUUCUUCAGUGCAGGAUGCAAUUUCCCAGCUUGAUGCUGAGCUGAUGGAUAUAACCAAGCUCUAUGGAGAAUUUGCUGACCCUUUUAAGCUCUCAGAGUGUAAGCUUGCAAUUAUACAUUGUGCAGGUCAUUCUGAUCCUAUCUUGGUGCAAACUCUCUGGCAAGAAAUCAUUGAGAAAGAGUUGAGUGAUAGUGUGUCUCUGAGCCCCACCGACAGAAUGCAAGCGCUUAGUCUGAAGAUGGCAUUGCUUGGAAAGACAUAUGCUGGCACACCUCGUUACUUUCCUUUAGAUUUUAUAGUGCAAUUCCUAGAGCAACAGGUCUGCACUUUGAACUGGGAUGUAGGUUUUGUAACGUAUACCAUGCAAGAAAUUGGAGUGCAAUUGCCAAGGUUGCUUGAAGUUUAUGACCAGUUGUUUAAAGCACGGGACCCAUAUUGGAACAGAAUGAAAAAACCUUUACACCUUUUGGAAUCUAUUCAUGUAUUACUAUCAGGAUAUGUGCAUGAUCCAAGCAGAGUCCUUCUGAGGCGACAAUUUACAAAUGUGUGCUUGGAUGCAGUUAGUUGCUACCUUGUUGAACUUCAGUCUAUGAGCCCGACGCUAAUGGUGCAGACUACUGUUGGAAAUUUUAAAUCACUACAGGCUAAACUAGAACGGCUUCACUGAUUGACUAAUAUAAGAUGAACUAUGAAGCAGAAGUUCAGCUGUCUGCACCGAACCUAUGGAAGAACAA
Mesitornis unicolor (brown roatelo) is the source of this 2794-nucleotide messenger RNA. It is a transcript of the gene NUP155, whose product is annotated as nucleoporin 155kDa. The transcript is spliced from 23 exons. Lineage: Eukaryota; Metazoa; Chordata; Aves; Mesitornithiformes; Mesitornithidae. Gene Ontology annotation, biological process: protein import into nucleus; RNA export from nucleus; protein localization to nuclear inner membrane. Gene Ontology annotation, molecular function: structural constituent of nuclear pore. The record is from RefSeq and is a predicted model, not a curated record. The annotation marks the transcript as partial. Gene Ontology annotation, cellular component: nuclear pore inner ring; nuclear pore.